Phoenix dactylifera (date palm) is the source of this 1742-nucleotide messenger RNA. Its product is annotated as phosphatidylinositol:ceramide inositolphosphotransferase-like. Lineage: Eukaryota; Viridiplantae; Streptophyta; Magnoliopsida; Arecales; Arecaceae. Gene Ontology annotation, cellular component: plasma membrane; Golgi membrane; trans-Golgi network. The record is from RefSeq and is a predicted model, not a curated record. Gene Ontology annotation, molecular function: sphingomyelin synthase activity; inositol phosphoceramide synthase activity; ceramide cholinephosphotransferase activity. Gene Ontology annotation, biological process: ceramide biosynthetic process.
GCGGCUCGCGCGGCGAGUGGGACAAGGGCCUGCUCGUUCCCCGUCGCCCUUCCACGCUCCUCAUUCCCUCUGCCUCCACGGGGUCGCGACUUGUACCCCCUUCCUCCCACCCUCGGUGGCGUCGAUCCGUGUCAACUCCGCGUUCGUAAAUGUGAAAAGAGAGGAGGACCCAAAGUUAAACUAGACGACUCUUUCUUCUCGUUCUUUCUUUCUUUCUUUUUCCCUAUUCUUCCUUUCGAGAAUUAGCCAGGGAAUUUAUAUUUCAUUUUGUCGGCCUUUAGAAUACCGGUCAGACUUGGUUUCCUUCGAGAGCGCGCCGCCGACGGGAUCUUGAUUUCGAUUUUUUCCUCCGAUCGGUCUUUGGAGAGGGGUUUUUAUAGGAUCUUGAUAGAAGUCGGCGGGGAAAAAGCGAGAAAGAUCGCCAGAGAGGGGGAGGAGGGAUGUCGAGAAUGAUGGUGGGGUGCUGAAAGAUUAUGGAAGUGGUUGCCCUUGGAGGUGGAGAUGACGCUUUACAUUGCUCGCGAGGCUUCCAAGCUAUGGAGGAAGGUUUUCAUGGAGACGUCUGUGGAACUUCAGCUUCUGCUGGAGAAAUGGAAGCUUCUGCUUGCAGGACUCGUUUUCCAGUAUAUUCAUGGAUUGGCUACUCGUGGAGUUCAUUAUUUACAUCAACCUGGACCAACUCUUCAAGAUCUUGGAUUCAUGAUCCUUCCGGAACUUGGGAAAGAAAGAGGUUACAUCAGUGAGAGUGUGUUUACUGUCAUCUUUUUGUCUUUUGUACUGUGGACAUUUCAUCCUUUCAUAUAUCACAGCAAACGCUUCUACACUGUUCUACUCUGGCGCAGAGUAUUGGCAUUUUUAGUUGCUUGCCAAGUUUUACGGAUCAUUACAUUUUUUUCCACUCAACUUCCUGGUCCUAAUUAUCACUGCCGUGAGGGUUCAGAGCUUGCUAGACUGCCCAGACCAGACAGUGUAGUUGAAGUGCUUCUCAUUAACUUCCCACGAGGAAUCGUUUAUGGUUGUGGGGAUUUGAUAUUUUCAUCACACAUGAUAUUUACACUGGUUUUUGUGCGUACAUACCAGAAGUAUGGCUCUAAAAGGUUUGUCAAGCUGCUUGCCUGGUUGCUGGCUAUCAUUCAGAGUCUACUCAUAAUAGCUUCACGCAAGCAUUACACAGUAGAUGUUGUUGUUGCAUGGUAUACUGUAAAUUUGGUGGUAUUCUUUGUUGACAAUAGACUACCAGAAAUGCCAGAUCGAACUGGUGGAUCCCCGCCAUUGCUGCCCUUGAGUGUCAAAGAAAAGGACAGCAGGGCCAAAGAAGAGAACCACAAGCUGUUAAAUGGGAAUUCAGGAGAGAAUGCAGAUUGGAGACAAAGACCGCAAGUAAAUGGGAAGCAUGCAGAAGAUGGGAACCAUGUCCAUUCUGAAGCAACUUUGAAUGGUACACGUAGAUGAUGUUGGAUGCCGUUGCUGUAACUGCUGUUUCUCGAGGGAAUCAGACAGGGAAGCUUCCUGAUGUCUCGUCAGGCUAAAGCUUUGUCCCGUGUAAUGGAUAGGCACAGCAUCAGUGCUCGCAAACUGUAACCUCACAGGAGCCAGAAUUUUGGCUUGGGCCUAUAACAGUUUUGCUUGUUUCGUGGUAAUUAUGCAUUCAUGUAUCCUUUAGUUUUGUUCAUUUAGAUUCCUUGGCUAAUGGUUAUAAAACAGUUAAAUGAACUUGUUCUUAUCUUGGCUCCGUUGGUGUA